Heteronotia binoei (common prickly gecko) is the source of this 595-nucleotide messenger RNA. RefSeq names its product cAMP-dependent protein kinase inhibitor beta-like. Gene Ontology annotation, biological process: negative regulation of cAMP-dependent protein kinase activity. The transcript is spliced from 2 exons. The record is from RefSeq and is a predicted model, not a curated record. Lineage: Eukaryota; Metazoa; Chordata; Lepidosauria; Squamata; Gekkonidae. Gene Ontology annotation, molecular function: cAMP-dependent protein kinase inhibitor activity. Gene Ontology annotation, cellular component: nucleus; cytoplasm. The coding region runs from base 6 to 233 and encodes 75 amino acids.
GAAGAAUGACCGAGGUGGAGCCUGUACUGGAUUUCGCAUCAUCCGGCCGCACCGGCCGAAGGAACGCCUUGCCUGACAUCUUGGGCUCGCCCGCUGGGGUCACCCCUACGGACUUGCCACUGAAACUGGCAGAAAUGUCUCUGAACACAGACAGGUCUCAAGAAAUGCAGUCGCCAGCGACAGAGGUCCCUCCGCAGGCGCUGCAGAGUCCAGAACUGAAAGAUACCUCCUAACCCUCUCCAUGGGGAGGCAGAUGAAGCCAAAAAGGGAAAGGAAAAAAACUUCAUAAAAUGUCAGCAGAAGUUUGCCUGGCGUUUCCUAGUCAUGACUUGGCAAGACUGCCUAACAUCCUUUGAUGCGAUGGUGCAACAGGGAAAAGAGGAGAGAACAAGCAGCCAUUUUUUGAUAUACCAAAUCUUGAGGGUCUCUUUCUUUUAAAAAGGUUUGAAAGAAGAGAGGGAUUGGGGAGGAGGGUUUUCUUGUUUCCACACUGAUGCUGUUGAGGAGCACCGUGUCACCGCUUCACAGAACCACAAAGAAGGUUGUUAAAAGGAUCCAUUUCUUUUUCUUUAAUAGAGUUCAUUGUUCACUGUGA